AUGAGCGGCUUUUCCUCAGAUGAGGACGAUAUGAAUACUUGGUCGUCAUCAGUCGAGGAUCCGGAGAAACACUUUCUCGGUAAUCUACUGGACGAUGAAACAUCUUUUUCAACAUCACCUGUCUCUCGAAGUUUAAGUAAUAGAUCUAGUGAUAUUCCUGCUUCUUCAGUCAUAUCAGGUGUAGGAAGUGUAGAUUGUUCUGUUCAAAACUUCUGGCCUGAGCCACCACCGCCUUAUUCAGCUUCUGAUAGUUCAUCCUCUUCUUGGCUUCACAAAAAUAAUUCUAGUUUUCAUUACAACGACGUUCUUACAACUAACAAAAUAAAAGAGCCUCAGGAAUGGGAAACUCUUCUAGGAAGUAGCUUCUUAAACCAGUACCAAUCUCCCCCACAGAGCUUUAUCGGACAUCUCUCCCAUCCACAACACCAAAAUUUGUAUCAACUCAAUCAUGUUGAACAAGUGCGUCACUGCGCUCCAAACAAUUCUGAUUUACCUCCAUCUUUAGACUUUCCUCAUCCUUUUUCUUUUGUUGUAAGUCGCAAAAAAGAUCAUGCUAAGCCUCCUCCUCACUCCGCACCUGUAGUCAAUAAAAUGCCAUUCAGUUAUCGGGAUGUAGCUGCUAGAAAUGAAACGCCUACAUCCGGACAUAGUCCGUCCCAGCAGGCUCAGAAAACUAUUUCUACGAUCGAGAAUGAUCUGUCCAGAUCGAGCGGCUUAUCAAGCCUAGAAACAUCUUUUGAACGAUCAGGAAACUCGGGCCAAUCCCAUAGGGAUAAUAAGCCUAAAGCUGUCGAGGAAUUCCAAAAGAUAUCUCGCAAGAGAAAUGGCAAAGAGAAGAAAGUCAUCCCGGACUCAGCAUCUAUGCCUCUACUCAACAAGCCAAACGUGGAAGAGCCUACGAAGUACCAUGUGUUGGAGAAGCUUGUAAUACCGAGUCCGAAAAUUAUUGCUGUCGGUGGUGAGAACGAGAAUAGAGAAGAUUCUGACUUGGCUAAAACACGUCUUUUGUCAUCAAAUGUAAGAUCGCGUUCAACAUCUAUUUGCCCAGAGGAGGAAAGUUCACGUUCGAGAAGUUUGAAAGUAGAAAAUAAAAAGAGGAGUUCCACUCAAAGCAAAAAGAGGGGUUUGCGAAAGAAGGAGGACGAAGGAUUUUCCAAGUUGGCUACCAUCGCAUGGGCUUAUGUUCUCUGUGCUUGUGAACAGUUCCAAAAUGCUUGUGAAUGGUUGAUGUCGUUGAUCAUCGAUGUCAGCUCCAACAUGUUCGACGUGUUUUUGUUCGGGUUAUCUUGUUUUUGUUACAAAUUAGAAUUCACAAUCAGAUGCUAUAUGCUGGCAUGUGCUGCCUGGAUAUCAGAAAGUAUGUGGCGUCUGAGAAAUUUCUGUCGGAAACCUCAGAAUGCGGGUACGGAGUCGAUCGGAUGUGAAGAAAGUAUCAAAGUUUCAACAAAUGCGGCUGAGGAAGUUUUUCGAAUUUCCCGAGUCCGAAAUAUAGAUGCAUAUUCUAUUUUGGGACUUCGAUUAGAUUGCUCUGACGAGGAAAUACGCAGGAAUUAUAAAAAGCUAGCUAAUGUGUUGAACGCAAAUUAUACGAACGGUGGACACGACAAGGUCGAAGGUAUUGAGUAUGCAAGAAAGAUGGUUAGUGAAGCUUACUUGGCCAUACAAAAUGCUCCGAGCCGGGCUAAUUAUGACUACGAAGUACAGAUGUCGAAUAGUGAAGUUCAAAUGGAUUUGCAACAUAUGUUCAAAGCUUUGACAACUCACGUAGACAUGAAAAACAAUUCCUUGAAAUGUGAUUGUGGUCAACGACACUUGAGAACUCGAACGGACAUCCGACCUUUGGAAGCUCGUUAUUGUCGUCGAUGUGCUUGUUAUCACAGCGCCAGAAAUAAUGACAUUUGGGUUGAGACUUCACUUUUUGGACUUGUAUGGCAUUAUUAUUCUUGCUCUGACGGCUUAGUUUACGACAUAACGGAAUGGGCGACGUGUGACAGUAAUUACUUGAAGCAUUUACGUCCUUACUCACAUAACGUUCAAUAUCGUCUUUCGAACCCCGAUUCUGUGACAGAGCAAAGUGUUGGCGAGGAAGUCGAAGAAGCUCGAACAUGUGUUCAAGCUUCUUACCGUCCACCUGAGCAUAAAGAGGAGGAUCGAUCUCGCAGAGCAGCCAAUAGACGACAGAAACGACGUUGA
This is a messenger RNA of Auanema sp. JU1783, 2193 nucleotides long. NCBI's taxonomy places the organism in Eukaryota, Metazoa, Nematoda, Chromadorea, Rhabditida, Rhabditidae. The record is from the annotation of a GenBank genome assembly.